AUGAGAGUUAAUCUCUGGAAUUUAACUCGGGUUGUCAAAUUCCUCAAUUCGCCUCACAUGUCAAGAAUGAAGGUCAAAACUUUGAACUUCGAUUUGAACCGUUUAGAACCGCAAAGGCUUAAUUUUGAAAAAGAACCUGAAGCCGUUAAAUAUUUUAAUGAACUUCUAUCAACGUCGAACAAAUAG
Clunio marinus is the source of this 186-nucleotide messenger RNA. The record is from the annotation of a GenBank genome assembly. Lineage: Eukaryota; Metazoa; Arthropoda; Insecta; Diptera; Chironomidae.